This is a messenger RNA of Oncorhynchus kisutch (coho salmon), 2869 nucleotides long. RefSeq names its product protein adenylyltransferase SelO-1, mitochondrial-like. The record is from RefSeq and is a predicted model, not a curated record. Lineage: Eukaryota; Metazoa; Chordata; Actinopteri; Salmoniformes; Salmonidae. The transcript has 9 exons.
UAGGACCAAUAAUAGAGUAGCAAACCAUUUCUGACAAACAUCCGUAGUGCAGACCUGUGAUAGCGUCGUAUCUUGGAGGUGUGAAUGAGGUCUCUGCUGAGUUUAAACAGACCUACCGGCUUUAGUUGGAUGACUUCUUUAAAACUUCGUCUGGCACGAUCAAAUUUUCUUCGCUCUGGUAUUGUCGUCGUGGUUAGAUACUUCUCCGCUGUUGUUAUGGACGACAUGGGUCUGGCGGUCAGUCGUUCACCGCUCGAACGCCUCGAAUUUGACAAUGUCGCACUCAAGAAACUUCCACUGGAUACAUCAGAAGAACCUGGUCCGCGAAGGGUGACAGGAGCCUGUUUCUCUCGAGUAAAACCACAACCAGUGCUCAAGCCCAGAUUUGUGGCCGUCUCGAAUGAUGCUUUAGCUUUGCUUGGGCUGAACGCCAUGGAGGUUCUGAACGACCCACUGGGUCCAGAGUACCUGAGCGGCUCCAAAGUAAUGCCAGGGUCCGAGCCUGCAGCGCACUGCUACUGCGGUCACCAGUUCGGGUCAUUCGCCGGACAGUUGGGGGACGGGGCGGCCUGCUAUCUGGGUGAACUAAAAGCUCCAGCAGACCAGUGCUCCGAGCUGCUGCGAGAGAACCCCAGUGGCCGGUGGGAGAUUCAGGUCAAGGGAGCUGGACUGACGCCCUACUCCAGACAAGCGGAUGGGCGUAAGGUGCUGCGAUCCAGCAUCAGGGAGUUUCUGUGCAGCGAAGCAGUGUUUGCUCUGGGCGUGCCCACCACGAGGGCGGGGUCGCUGGUGACCUCUGACAGCAAGGUGGUACGGGAUGUGUAUUACAGUGGGAACCCCCGCAAAGAGAGGUGCUCUGUGGUCCUCCGCAUCGCACCCACCUUCAUCAGGUUUGGGUCCUUUGAGAUCUUCAAGGCGACUGAUGAGAACACAGGCCGCCAGGGCCCCAGCUACGGCCAUGAUGCGAUCAGAGGUCAGAUGAUGGAUUAUGUCAUAGAGACCUUCUACCCAGAGAUCCAGCAGAACCACACUGACAGAGUGGAGAGGAAUGUGGCAUUUUUCAGAGAGGUGAUGUUACGUACAGCUCGGCUGGUGGCCCAGUGGCAGUGUGUGGGUUUCUGCCAUGGAGUCCUCAACACAGACAACAUGAGCAUUCUGGGACUCACAAUAGACUAUGGCCCCUAUGGCUUCAUGGACAGGUUUGAUCCUGACUUCAUCUGCAAUGCCUCAGACAACUCAGGCCGCUACUCCUAUCAGGCCCAACCUGCUAUCUGCCGCUGGAACCUGGCUCGCCUGGCCGAAGCCCUGGACCCAGAGCUGCCCCCAGGCCGGGCAGAGGCUGUUCUGGAUGAGUACCUGCCCCUCUACAACACCUUCUACCUGGGUAACAUGAGGAAGAAGCUGGGCCUGCUGAGGAGGGAAGAACCGGAGGACGAGAUGCUCAUCACUGAGCUGCUGCAGACCAUGCAUAACACAGGAGCAGACUUCACCAACACAUUCCGCUGUCUGAGCCAGAUCCCCUGCCUCACUGAGGGAGAUGGGGAAGCAGAGGAAGGAGUCAUCAAAAUGGCCAAAGACCUCCUCCUGGAGCAGUGUGCCUCUCUGGAGGAGCUCAAGGCUGCCAACAAGCCCAGCAUGGACCCACGUGAGUUGGCCAUGUUGAUGCAGUUGGCCCAGAGCAACCCGUCCCUGUUCCAGAUGAUAUCAGACCGGAGGACGGUGGCCAUGCAGCUGGAGAAGCUGGGCAGGCUGAAGGAGCUGCUUGAGGCUGAUGAGGUAGAGGUCAAGGCCAAGCACAGGGAGGACUGGGCCACCUGGAUCACCUCAUAUAGGGAGCGUCUGGCUAGGGAGGUCGAGGGCCAGAGUGACGUCCAGGCACUGCAGGAGGAGAGAGUGAAGGUGAUGGAUGGCACCAACCCACGAUACGUCCUCAGGAACUACAUUGCCCAGAAUGCAAUAGAGGCAGCCGAGAACGGAGACUUCAGUGAGGUCCAGCGGGUGUUGAAGGUUCUGGAAAAGCCUUUCUCUACCCAGCUGGGUCUGGAGCAGCCGAGCUGGCUGGGCCAGAGGGGGGCAGAGGGGCAGAGGAAUGAGGGUGGAGAGGAGGAGGAGGAGGAGGAGGCACAGCAGGGGGCAGAAGCAGCAUCAUUCCGAAUGCGUGUUCCCUAUGACAGCAAGCCCCCGGUUUGGGCCAAUGAAAUCUGUGUUACCUGAUCUUCAUAGUCCAUUCCCUGACAGUGAACCCACCUAAAGUUAGAAGCGAGUCAUUCAGUAUUUUCUUCACCUGUUUACCUUUACCUCUCCACUCUCUCGCUUUACUUGGGUGGGUAAUGUCAAGGAAAGUACAUUUAUGAGUUAAGAUGCUACUAUGUCAAUCAGUCAGUCUGUAGAGGAGAGGAUGUGUUAAGAGUUUUAGGAAAUUUCAGAGUACAACCCCAGAAAUUUGAAAUCACACCUUUGAUCCAAGUGAUAAUUCCAUUAAUGGAAAUAUCACGUCUUUAGUAGAUCUAUACUCUUAAUACAGAUACAAAUCCCGCUCUGUAGAUCUGCGUAGCCUAUUGACUGUCUGGUUAUGAAUGACGGCCCAGACGUCCAGUCCCACAGUGACCCGUCUGAGUCUGAGAGACUAGGAGUAUCACCUCAAUAUAUCAAAUAUCAUGUGUCUGUAUGUGUGUGAAAAGAAAUGAUUGUAGAUGAAGAUUUACAUAUCCUCUGAAUCGUACUGAAUGGUUCACAUGUGUGUAUGUGACUGACUGAGCCGCAAAUGACUUAGCGCACAAGUAUAACAUAAUUGGCAACUUUUACACUACCGGUCAACAGUUUUAGAACACCUACUCAUUCUCAUUUGCAUAUUAAAUCAUAAAAUAUA